Messenger RNA from Chrysochloris asiatica (Cape golden mole), 1912 nucleotides. RefSeq names its product SWAP switching B-cell complex 70kDa subunit (gene SWAP70). Gene Ontology annotation, cellular component: nucleus; cytoplasm. The transcript has 12 exons. Bases 68 to 1825 code for a protein of 585 amino acids. NCBI's taxonomy places the organism in Eukaryota, Metazoa, Chordata, Mammalia, Afrosoricida, Chrysochloridae. The record is from RefSeq and is a predicted model, not a curated record.
GAGGGGCGUCACUGGCGCCUAGGGUCUGGCGGGGCAGGAGAGCUGUUUGGACCUCGUAGUGGCUGCCAUGGGGAGCUUGAAGGACGAGCUGCUCAAGGCCAUCUGGCACGCCUUCACGGCGCUGGACCUGGAUCGCAGCGGCAAAGUCUCCAAGUCUCAGCUCAAGGUCCUUUCCCACAACCUAUGUACAGUGCUGAAGGUUCCACAUGACCCUGUUGCCCUGGAAGAACACUUCAGGGAUGAUGAUGAGGGCCCUGUCUCCAAUCAGGGCUACAUGCCAUAUUUAAACAAGUUCAUUUUGGAAAAGGUCCAAGACAACUUUGACAGAAUUGAAUUCAACAGGAUGUGUUGGACCCUCUGUGUCAAAAAAAACCUCACAAAGAAUCCCCUUCUUAUUACUGAAGAAGAUACAUUUAAAAUAUGGGUUAUUUUCAACUUUUUGUCUGAGGACAAAUAUCCAUUAAUUAUUGUGCCGGAAGAGAUUGAAUACCUGCUGAAGAAACUCACAGAAGCUAUGGGAGGAGGUUGGCAGCAAGAACAAUUUGAGCAUUUUAAAAUCAACUUUGAUAACAAUAAAGAUGGGCUCUCUGUGUGGGAACUUAUUGAACUGAUUGGAAAUGGACACUUCAGCAAAGGCAUGGAUCGGCAGACGGUGUCUAUGGCAAUUAAUGAAGUCUUUAAUGAGCUUAUAUUAGAUGUGUUGAAACAGGGUUACAUGAUGAAAAAAGGUCAUAAACGGAAAAAUUGGACUGAGCGCUGGUUUGUGCUGAAACCCAACAUAAUCUCUUACUACGUGGGUGAGGAUCUGAAAGAUAAGAAAGGAGAUAUUAUGUUGGAUGAAAAUUGCUGUGUAGAGUCCUUGCCUGACAAAGAUGGAAAGAAAUGCCUUUUUAUCAUAAAAUGUAUUGAUAAGACCUUUGAAAUCAGUGCCUCAGAUAAGAAGAAGAAACAGGAAUGGAUUCGAGCCAUUCAUUCUACUAUUCAUCUGUUGAAGCUUGGCAGCCCCCCACCACACAAAGAAGCCCGCCAGCGUCGGAAAGAACUCCGGAAGAAACUGCUGGCUGAGCAGGAGGAGUUGGAGCGACAGAUGAAGGAACUCCAGGCUGCCAACGAAAACAAGCAGCAGGAGCUGGAGACUGUGAGGAAGAAACUGGAAGAAGCAGCAUCCCGUGCAGCGGAAGAAGAAAAGAAACGCCUUCAGACUCAAGUGGAACUACAGGCCAGGUUCAGCACAGAGUUGGAGCGGGAGAAGCAUAUCAGACAACAGAUGGAAGAGCAGGUUGCUCAAAAAUCCUCAGAACUGGAACAAUAUUUGCAGCGAGUACAGGAGCUGGAAGACAUGUACCUCAAGUUGCAAGAGGCCCUUGAGGAUGAGAGACAGGCCCGGCUAGAUGAAGAGACUGUGCGGAAACUUCAGGCCAGGUUGCUGGAAGAAGAGUCUUCCAAGAGGGCUGAACUGGAGAAGUGGCAUUUGGAGCAGCAGCAGGCCAUUCAGACAACAGAAGCGGAGAAGCAGGAGCUGGAGAACCAGCGCUUGGUGAAGGAGCAAGCCCUGCAGGAGGCCAUGCAGCAGCUGGAACAGCUGGAGUUAGAACGGAAGCAAGCACUGGAGCAGUAUGAGGGAGUUAAAAAGAAGCUGGAGGUGGCAACUAGUAAGACCAAGAGCUGGAAGGACAAAGUGGCCCAACAUGAAGGAUUAAUUCGAUUGAUAGAACCAGGUUCAAAAAACCCUCAGUUGAUCACUCACUGGGGGCCUGCGGCUUUCACCCAGGCAGAACUUGAAGAGCGAGAGAAGAAUUGGAAAGAAAAAAAGACGACUGAGUAACUGAGCUGGGCUGAAGUAGCAUCAGUUACAUAAAUACAAAGUGUAACUGGAAAGAUAAAUUAUGCUCAACGCAAGACAACUGGCUUU